Didymodactylos carnosus is the source of this 471-nucleotide messenger RNA. The record is from the annotation of a GenBank genome assembly. Lineage: Eukaryota; Metazoa; Rotifera; Eurotatoria; Philodinida; Philodinidae.
AUGACUAUUGUUCAAUUUAUUUUCAAUCUCAUGGAUGCUCUCAGUUAUUUUAUUCGUACAGCAUUACCCGCUUAUUUGAAAAGCUUGCCAAUUCCAGAAAAUUCAGCUGGUUAUGCAAAAUUAACUGCUCGUGAUUAUUUACAACUGGUUCCAUUUGUUACCACUGUCUUAUUGUUAAUAUAUCUAACUUUUCAAGCAUUACUUCCCGAAGACGAAGAUGAUCAGAUUAAAAAAAUUGAAAAAGAGCCACAAGUGAAUCAGUCAUUAUCAAAAGAUAAAGAUAAAGUAGUUCAUGUUUAUGAUAUAAAGGAUAUUCAACCAGAAUGUGAUAAAGCUCAAAAUAAAUCUGUCUCAUACUGUCGAUGUUGGAAAUCAAAAAAGUUUCCACUUUGCGAUGGAACACAUAAUCAACAUAAUAAAGAUACGGGAGAUAAUGUUGGCCCGUUGGUCGUUACAAACAAAAAGGAAUAA